This is a messenger RNA of Hemicordylus capensis (graceful crag lizard), 3152 nucleotides long. RefSeq names its product leucine rich repeat and fibronectin type III domain containing 5 (gene LRFN5). The record is from RefSeq and is a predicted model, not a curated record. The transcript has 3 exons. The coding region runs from base 161 to 2491 and encodes 776 amino acids. Gene Ontology annotation, molecular function: protein binding. NCBI's taxonomy places the organism in Eukaryota, Metazoa, Chordata, Lepidosauria, Squamata, Cordylidae.
GCCGCCCCUCGCCGGCCAGAGCCUCUCGCCUCUAGGAUGCAGCUGUGGCUGCUGAACGGCGGCGCACCGGAGCAGGGACGAGGACUGCCGCGGGAGGAGCAGGAGCGCCCCGGGCGGCCGGAUUCCCCGGGAGGCAGCAGAAUCCUGAUCCCGCUCUACAAUGGAAAAACUGCUUUUGUAUUUGCUCUUCAUUGGCUUAGCAGUGAAGGCCCAGAUCUGUCCCAAGCGCUGCGUGUGCCAGAUCUUGUCUCCAAACCUUGCAACACUUUGUGCAAAGAAAGGGCUCUUAUUUGUACCCCCCAAUAUUGACAGGAGGACCGUCGAAUUGCGGCUGGCAGACAACUUUGUGACAAACAUCAAACGCAAAGACUUUGCCAACAUGACCAGCCUGGUGGAUCUGACGCUCUCGAGGAAUACCAUUAGUUUUAUCACGCCUCACGCAUUUGCAGACCUGCGGAACUUGCGGGCUUUGCAUUUGAACAGCAACCGCUUGACGAAAAUCACCCACGACAUGCUGAGCGGACUGUCCAACCUGCACCACCUGAUCCUGAACAACAACCAGCUGACGUGGAUCUCCUCGACGGCGUUUGACGACGUCCUGGCUCUCGAGGAGCUGGAUCUGUCCUACAACAACCUGGAGACGAUUCCCUGGGACACUGUGGAGAAGAUGGUCAGUCUGCAUACGCUCAGCCUGGACCACAACAUGAUCGACAGCAUCCCCAAGGGGACCUUCUCCCACCUCCACAAGAUGACGCGGCUGGACGUCACCUCCAACAAGCUGCAGAAGCUGCCGCCGGACCCCCUCUUCCAGAGGGCGCAGGUCCUGGCCACCUCGGGCAUCCUCAGUCCGUCCACCUUCGCGCUGAGCUUUGGCGGCAACCCCUUGCACUGCAACUGUGAGCUCCUGUGGCUGAGGCGCCUCUCCCGGGAGGACGACUUGGAGACCUGCGCGUCUCCCUCCCUCUUGUCUGGCCGCUACUUCUGGUCGGUCCCCGAGGAGGAGUUCUUGUGCGAGCCGCCCCUCAUCACCAGGCACACCCACGAGCUCCGGGUGCUGGAGGGCCAGCGGGCCAUCCUGAGGUGCAAAGCCCGAGGCGACCCGGAGCCCGGCAUCCACUGGAUUUCCCCGGAAGGCAAGCUGAUCUCCAACGCCACCCGCUCGCUGGUCUAUGACAACGGGACCCUGGACAUCCACAUCACCACCAUGAAGGAUACGGGCUCAUUCACCUGCAUUGCUUCCAACCCAGCCGGGGAGGCCACGCAGUCUGUGGACCUCCACAUCAUCAAACUGCCUCACAUCGUGAACAGCACAAACCACAUCCACGAACCGGACCCUGGCUCCUCGGACAUCUCCACCUCCACCAAGUCUGGCUCAAAUGCGAGCAGUAGCAAUGGGGAGACAAAGGUUAGCCCGGACAAGAAGGUGGUGGUGGCAGAGGCCACGUCCUCCACUGCCCUGCUUAAGUUUAACUUCCAAAGGAAUAUACCUGGGAUACGGAUGUUCCAGAUUCAGUACAACGGGACUUAUGACGACUCGCUUGUUUACAGAAUGAUCCCUCCCACGAGCAAGACCUUCCUGGUCAACAACCUGGCUGCUGGGACCAUGUACGACCUGUGCGUCUUGGCCAUCUAUGACGACGGCAUCACCUCCUUGACUGCCACCCGCGUGGUGGGCUGCAUCCAGUUCACGACGGAGCAGGAUUAUGUGCGCUGCCACUUCAUGCAGUCCCAGUUCCUGGGGGGGACCAUGAUCAUCAUCAUUGGCGGGAUUAUCGUGGCCUCCGUGCUGGUCUUCAUCAUCAUCCUCAUGAUCCGCUACAAGGUGUGUAACAAUGGCGGGCACCCCAAGGUGGCCAAGGUCAGCAACGUUUACUCCCAGACCAAUGGGGCGCAGGCGCAGGGGUGCAGCGGAACCGCCAUGCCCCAGUCCGGCUCCAAGCAGGCCGUGGGGCCCGAGGAGAGCCUGCAGUGCUGCAAGGUCAGCCAUGACAGUGUGGCGCAGUCGUCCGACGCCUGCUCCAGCCAGGACUGCUCCGCCGCUACCUCCGCCGUGCCUCACGGGUGGACUCCGGGCCCUCCCGCUUCCCAAAAGCUGAAGCGGAAGCCCAUGCCAAAGCCCAGCAGUGAGCCGCAGCCGCCGAGCGAAGAGGGCGCCACCAGCCUCGAGGCCCAGAACACCAACCGCAACAACUCCACUGCCCUGCACUUGGACUCUGCCGGGGGAGAGCCCCUGCCCAGAAGAGCACAAGCCAAGCCAAGUAAGUUCCUCACCUUGCCAGCUGACCCCUCCCGGGCCAAGCGCAGGUACUCCCUGCAUGGCGAAGUCAAGGAAUACCGUUGCUAUCUUAACUCCUCCCCACCCUCGGGUGGAUUCUGGUCUAAGCGGAGCCUGUCUAUGAACGGGAUGCUCACGCAGACAGACUGCUCGGAUGUGGAUAGUGGCAAAGCAACGUCCUCCAGUUCUGAGUGGAUAUUGGAAAGCACUGUGUGAUCCGCUCUGGUGUGUGUUUUCUAUGAAAGCCCAUGGGGCGAAACUCAGCCGCCAAACCUGGGCGGAGAACUCUGGUGCCGUUGGCCUUUUCCACCCCACCGGUGUCCGUGCAGAGCUGUGCACAGGCCACGGGGGGCACUUCCACAGUUUCCGUUGGGUUUUUUUUUAGUUUUAUUUAAUAUAACCACCGAAGGCAAAUAAUUUAAAGAGCUCAUUCAAAAAAAAAAAAAAAAAAGUGGGGGGGGAAAGACAAAAUCCAUUAAGGGGGGAAGCAUGAAACAACACCAGUGCCUUCCCAGACUCCAGGAUUGGCAUUUUGGUUCCACAGGAGCAGAUCGAGAACAAAAGAGCCUUUGAUUGGGGAGCCGCUUUCUCCUCUGGGCUAACAAGGACCACUUGAUGGAUCCACCAGUGUGUGUGUGUGUGUGUGUGUGUGUGUGUAAAUAUAUAUAUACACACACACACACACACACACACACACACACACACACACACAUAUAUAAUUUUUAGAGCAAUCCAACCCCCCCCCACUCCCACCUCUCUCUCUCGAUCUCAUUUUUUCCAGUGACAAUGGUGUUGCCUUCGUUUUCAGGCAAAUGAUGUAAAAAACCAACAACUCUGUGUUGUUAUGUUGUGUAAAAUAAAAUAUUCCACAAACACA